Cotesia congregata is the source of this 507-nucleotide messenger RNA. NCBI's taxonomy places the organism in Eukaryota, Metazoa, Arthropoda, Insecta, Hymenoptera, Braconidae. The record is from the annotation of a GenBank genome assembly.
AUGAAAUUUGAUGAGAAAGAUAGUGUUUCUGGGGUCCAACAAUUGAAAUCUUCGGUGCAAAAAAGUAUCCGGUCUAAAUUAUUAGAAUUAUAUCCGUAUCUUGAAAGUCAUAUUGAUCAAAUAAUCCCAAAAAAAGAUUCUUUCCGACUCGUCAAAUGUCACGAUCAUAUUGAAAUUAUGGUAAAUGAUCCAUUUUUCUUGCCAGUAGAGCAAGUUGACAAAGGCGCAAUAAAAUUUGUUCUCAGUGGAGCUAAUAUUAUGUGUCCUGGUCUGACAUCAAAGGGAGCAAAAAUGACUCAAGUGUCAAAGGGAACUGCUGUUAUGGCGGAAGGAAAGCAACAUGCUUUAGCCGUAGGUGUGACUACACUAUCAACUGAAGACAUAGCGAAAAUAAACAAAGGCGUUGGUGUAGAAAAUUGUCAUUAUCUAAACGAUGAUAGUAUCGAAUUUAAUAAAUCAGAAACAGUAAAAAAUGCUUAUUUAGCAUCUCCUUGUCCAUCACCUUGA